GGAUUGUGUGUUUAGAUUUCGUUUCACAUACGAUCUGGCAACUUGGUUUAUGACCGACAAACAUACAAAACUUGUGUAUGUGUAUGAUGAUUAUUCAUAAUGAAGUUUGAGGGCCAUGCAAAUUGCGGGAGUUAAGGGGAAGAAAAUAAAACGGGAUGGCGGCCGGAGACGGCCUUGGAAUACGGGACGAACCUUGGAAUACGGGAAAAUCGGAAGUGCUGGAAGGCAUGCGAAGGAGAUCCGUUCCUAAUUCUGUCUUCGGAACAGCUACUGGACUUUCCAUGACUGGCUCACUGCACUGUCUUGAUGAUCUGAGAAAAGUGUCAUUUGGCUCUGAGUUUCCCAGACAUGGAUUGAAGCUCCUCUACUGGUUCGCUGUGAGCUGUGUAGAAUUCUCUCCAGGUGGUGUAAUGAAGCUAAAGUGUGACCCAUAUGCAAGACAUUUUGGGUUCCACUACUAUGGAAACUACGAGAAACUUCUUCCAGAACAUAAGCAAUGCUAUUUCCGUUAUUUUGUGGUAGGCAACCUGAACCCUUUAACUCACCCGAGAGCUCUGGACCUGCCUAAUUAUGUGAAGGGAACAUACGGUUCCAAUGGCAGCUUUGAGCAAAACAUGGACCGCAUUAUUAUUAGCUUCAACAAUAUCACAAAGAUAAUAACUGAUGUCUACAUCACUGAGCACUGGCAUGGAUUGAAAUGCUUCAGACCAGAUGGGACGUAUCUUCUGAGCCCUGAGCUCCUUAAGAUCGUACAGCAAAUGACACUGACGGAAUUCCUCACCAGGACCGCCACCAAAUAUUAUACGGACGAGUCAUCUGAUGACAGCAAUGAGUUACACACCAAUGAGUGUGCUGUCGAAUACAGCAAUGACAACAACAUUGGCUUUAACAAUAAGCCUAAAACAGAGAGCAUGCAUUGUGAAACGCUGAGUAGGUUGGGAGUUAAGCAGCCCAGCCCUGCUGUAUUUCCAGAAUCAUUAUGUCACUUAGGCUGUACAACUCCAGUUAUCUCAAAACCAUCCAGCUUCCAUAAUGCCACACAACCUGUUACCCCCACAGAGACCCACAAACCUGCACAGUCCAAUAUGCCUUCAAAACAUAUGGGAAAGAAAACUUGCCAUUCACAACCGAUUUCUCAUCCAAAUUUCCUCCAGAUCCAUACUCCUGAUCUUGCACUUCGAAAUCAGACCUCAUGUAACGUCUGUGUUUCUGAUUCGGGGCUCCCAUCUUCCUCCCCACCUCCUAGCCCCCAUCACAAUUCUGCGACAAACUCUAUCUUGUCAGAGUCUGAAACUGGCCUCGAGUGUCAGAGCCAACGAAGUCCAACCAGUAAGGACAACGUCUCCGAGCUUCAAGGGAGCGGGUCCGGCUGCUGGCUGGACUCCGCCGAUGUGGCGGUGUUGAGUUUUCUUACAGUGUUGGCUAUACUGGUGAUCCAGUUUUACUUUGUGAGACUUGGCACUGUGUUACUAGUCGAACUGCUGCUGGGACUGGCCCCCAUUCCUGACAGGCAGAGAGCUCCGGGGAAGAAGCCCAGCAGCCCUCAUUCAGAGACCCCUGCUGGGCCUCUGACGAGGGCUUCUCCCGUGCACCCAAGGUCUGGUAAUAAAAGAAAACGAAAGAAAAAUAAGAAGCGUAAAAAAAAGUGAGGAGUAUUCUCUGAUAAAGAGUGACAUGGGGUUCCAGGCAUUUCUGCAACCUUUUAUAUCUUUUUCUGCUUGCUUAUCUAUCUUUUUAUCUAUCAACUUUAUGUUUAUAUGUAGCAUCAUAGUCUGAGCAACAAAAAUUCACGUUUCUGUAUCCAAUGUAUUGUCUAUGGCUAUUGUGACAAUUAAACCCCGCUUGACUUGAUUUGCCUUGACCUUUGCUUGAGUCUCUCACUACAUAACCUCGCU
Brienomyrus brachyistius is the source of this 1895-nucleotide messenger RNA. RefSeq lists its product as uncharacterized. Lineage: Eukaryota; Metazoa; Chordata; Actinopteri; Osteoglossiformes; Mormyridae. The coding region runs from base 156 to 1649 and encodes 497 amino acids. The transcript has 2 exons. The record is from RefSeq and is a predicted model, not a curated record.